Caenorhabditis briggsae is the source of this 1725-nucleotide messenger RNA. It is a transcript of the gene Cbr-lgc-10, whose product is annotated as Protein CBR-LGC-10. The record is from RefSeq and is a predicted model, not a curated record. Gene Ontology annotation, cellular component: membrane; synapse; neuron projection. NCBI's taxonomy places the organism in Eukaryota, Metazoa, Nematoda, Chromadorea, Rhabditida, Rhabditidae. The coding region runs from base 1 to 1725 and encodes 574 amino acids. Gene Ontology annotation, molecular function: neurotransmitter receptor activity; extracellular ligand-gated monoatomic ion channel activity; transmembrane signaling receptor activity. Gene Ontology annotation, biological process: regulation of membrane potential; chemical synaptic transmission; signal transduction. The transcript has 12 exons.
AUGAUUCCAGACAACGAAACUUCUGCAAUUUUAAAUGACAUCUUUCACGGAUACGAUAAAAGAGUUCUUCCAUUUGUCCAAGGACCAGUUCUAGUCAAUAUGACUAUUGUUCUGGGAAUACUGAUUGAAUUGAAAGAAAACCAGCAGCUAGCCGCAUAUGUGAUAUCCCACACUCAACGUUGGUAUGAUAAUCGUCUGAUUUGGGAUCCGAGUAAAUACAGAGGUCAACGAGAAGUCAUUGUUCCCCAGAACAUGGUUUGGAUUCCCAAACUUUUUGUGUAUAAUAGCUUGGAAUCCAAAGAUAUGCUAACCGAAAAUCGAGCGGAUGUCCGACUGUACCAUAAUGGAAGAAUCAAAAUAAAUAUCCCACAAUAUGUGCAAGCUAUAUGUCGAAUUCAAACUCAAGCAUUUCCAUUUGAUUGCCAGUUUUGUGCCGUUGCUCUAGCAUCCCCGCUGUUGAAUGUGGAAGAGAUGAUAGUGAAUGCAACGCAGCCCCCGAGGGAUUCUUAUUUUACUGGAAACGCAGAAUGGUUCCUUUUCAAUGUGACUGUUCGACACAUGACAUUCGAGGAAGAAGGAGAAUCAAGGGUGGAGAUCCACUACAUUUUCCACCUUCAACGUCGUCCGAUCUACUACAUUACUGUCAUUGUGGCACCAACCUUUUUGAUUUCCGCACUUUCUAUACUUGGUAUAUUCAGUCCUGGAUCAAAUGAUGGUCCUAGAAAUGAGAAGGUAUCUCUCGGUCUGGGAAGUCUUCUCGCGAUGACUGUUUUGUUGGGUAUCGUGGCUGGAGCGAUGCCAAAAUCAAAUGAUAUUCCAUUAUUGGGUUAUUAUAUUCUUGUGGUUAUUGUACUUUGUGCAGUAGCCGUGGGAAUAUCAAUGGCCUUUUUGGCAGUUAGCAGACAUUAUAUUCAGAAAGAGCAAAUGCCAUCAAAACGUCUCCUUCGAUUCAUGUUCCUGAACGAAUAUCGCAAGCGAAGAUCUACAGUUUUUCGUGGUGUCCAUAACUAUCGAUUCAGUCAGGAGUGUGAUGACCUAAUGUACUCAAAAGUGCCUGAAAUUCAAUCGAUAUGCAUGAUGAUGGAAGAAAUUGCGGAUUCCCAUAGAAGUAUGAGACGGAAAGCCGACAUGAAAGCGACAAGAAAUUGGAACGACUUAAGAUUGACCAUCAAUUGGAUUCCUUCCCUGAUUUUGGCGCUGACUGGCGCUGAAACUCUACAUUUUGCAUAUGCGCCAUGGGGACCUAUGGUUGGAGCUGCACUUCUUUCUAUGGCAUUCAAUUUCACAAUCANCUUUGGGACCUCAAUUGUCAGAAAUAUUUCAUACGUCUCUUCCACCUACACACUAUUUUCGAAUCCUUAUUUUUCUUCGCUUCACAGAGACGCAGAUAUGUCAACAAAACACCUAUUUCUUGCAAUAAAUUCUCAGAAUUUCGCAAUAACAAAGACUAAAGUACUCACGGUAACAGAGGAAAAUCAGAAUCACUCGAUGCUCCUGGACACUGCAUUUUUCAGACACGGAAUCUCAGAAAUUAAGUCGGAGAGGGAGCAGAAUAAUGAUGCCCAAUUUAAGCCUGUGACGAUCGAAAGAGAAUGGGCUCGCGUCUUCGCUCGAUUCGACUACUUUUUCCUCGUCGUCUUCGAAACUCUGAAUCUCUCCGCUCUUGCCGUUUUUCUUCGUGUCGCGUGGCUUCCAACACCCGAACUCAGGGAUCAGAUUCUAUAA